AUCGAGUGUUUGUCCAUGAUGACUUUGAAGAAGAUAUUGUCAGUGCUGUGCCUAUUGACAAUAGUCAAGGCAGAGUUGCUCCGGACGACAGAGCAACAGAAGCAAGAACUAGCGGAGUAUAUUAAAAAGAAGAAGGCGGAAAUCAAUCCAAGGUUCAGAUUACAUUACCAUGUGAUGCCACCUGUGGGCUGGAUGAACGAUCCAAAUGGAUUCUCAUAUUAUAAAGGUGAAUUCCACAUCUUCUACCAAUUCUAUCCGUACGACAGCAAAUGGGGGCCUAUGCAUUGGGGACACUCCUCAGGCCCAGAUUUAGUGACCUGGAAUGAACAACCGACAGCUUUGCUUCCAGAUGAAGAACAAAUUUUCUCUGGUAGUGCUGUGACAGUCGAUAACACGUUAGUCUUAAUGUACACAGGCCAUAAAAUAACUACAGAUUCAGCUUAUAAUGAAAGCCAAUAUUUAGCAUAUAGUAAAGAUGGAGUGAACUUCACUAAAUACGAACGGAAUCCAGUUAUAACUUUAAACACUUCACCAGAUUUUCGAGAUCCAAAAAUGUGGAAAUAUGGUGAUUACUGGUACGUAGUCCUUGGAACCAAAACCAGCGAUCAGCAGCAUGGGAGAGUUGUUCUAUACAGAUCAAGCGACUUAACAUCUUGGGAGUACUUAUCUGUGAUCGGGGAAUCGAAUGGCACAAUGGGAUACAUGUGGGAGUGUCCCGACUUCUUCGAAUUAAAUGGUAAAUUUGUUCUGCUCAUGUCUCCACAAGGAAUGAAGGCACAAGGAGACAGAUAUAAGAAUACAUUUCAGACGGGUUACAUUCUGGGCAAUUUCAGUUAUGAAACUAAUGAGUUCAUCCCGGAAACAGAAUUUGUUGAAAUCGACUAUGGUCAUGAUUUUUAUGCAACACAGACAAUAGAUCAUGAUGGAAAACGAUACUUAAUUGCCUGGUUUGGUAUGUGGGAAGUUCCACAUCCUGAAGACGUAGAUGGAUGGACUGGAGCAAUGACCAUAGUGAGAGAGCUGAAGCUUGUCGGUGACCGCGUUUUGAUGCAACCUUUAUCAGCUAUGGAGGGUCUAAGAGACAGUACUGUGCUCAUUGGUUAUUUCAACAAAUCUCAAGUCCUUGAAUUUGAUAGUACAGCUGAAAUAAUACUUGAAGGUGAUAUGAAUUUAAAAAUUGAGCUGCUGUUAGAAGGUCGUAAUAAUAAUAGUCAUUACAAUCAAACUCGGGUGUCUUAUAAUCCUGCUGACGGCAAAGUAGCCGUAAAGAGAGGAAAUGACGAUGUAAGGCAAGCGGAAUGGAUUCCUAUUGGUUCAAAGAAAAUAAGACUAUUCUUAGAUGCUAGUGCUCUGGAACUUUUCUGUGGGGAAGGAGAAGUGGUAUUCAGUAGCAGGUUAUAUGUGGAUGGGCCUUGGAAGGUAACGAACGUAAUAGCUGUGUGUUUAUUUACAAUAGUUAAUGCGAACUUAGUUCGUCAGUCGGAAGAAGCGAAAUUAGAAUUGGCUGAAUAUAUACUGAAUAAGAAAGCUGAAAUUAAUCCGAGAUACAGACUGGAAUACCAUGUUAUGCCACCCGUGGGUUGGAUGAAUGACCCGAACGGAUUCUCUUAUUACAAGGGAGAGUUUCACAUAUUCUUCCAAUACUAUCCUUAUGACAGCGUCUGGGGACCGAUGUACUGGGGACAUUAUUCGGGCCCUGAUUUAGUUAACUGGAAUGAACUACCAACAGCCUUGAUCCCUGAAGAAGAAAUGUGCUUCUCUGGUAGCGCCAUCGUUCAUGAAGAAUCGUUAGUGCUGAUGUAUACUGGACGAAUCAAUAUUGAUCCUAAAGAAGAUACGUAUAAUGAAAGUCAAUAUCUUGCUUUAAGUGAUGACGGCGUCAACUUUUAUAAAUAUGUCGGCAAUCCUGUGUUAGCUUUACCCAGUGGUGGUUCACCAGAUUUUAGAGAUCCAAAAGUAUGGAAACAUGGAGACCAUUACUAUGUUAUCAUUGGCACCAAAACUGAUAAUUUACAGUUUGGCAAAGUAGUUCUUUACCGAUCCAGUGACUUGUUAGAUUGGGAGUUUUUAUCGGUGAUUGGAGAGUCUAAUGGCGACAUGGGAUACAUGUGGGAAUGUCCAGACUUCUUCGAGUUAGAUGGUAAAUUUGUGCUCUUGAUGUCACCUCAAGGAUUAGAACCUCAAGGAGAUAGAUACCGAAAUAUUUAUCAAGUUGGAUACUACAUUGGAAGUUUUGACUACGAAACAUUUCAGUUUGUUCCCGAAGUAGCCUUCCAAGAACUUGAUUUUGGUCAUGACUUCUACGCUUCACAAACAUUGGGACAAGAUGGGAAGAGAUACGUACUUGCGUGGUUUUCAGCGUGGGAAAAGGAACAUCCUGAAGCAGUAGAUGGUUGGGACGGAGCAUUGACUUUAGUUAGAGAAUUAAAAAUAGUUGACAACAGAAUACUGCAAAUACCUGUAGAAUCCAUGCUUAACCUUAGAGGCGAGUCUAUAUUAAAUGGUGAUUUUAACGAAGGAGAUAUCUUAUUGUCUGAUAAUACUGCUGAAAUUAUUAUUGAAGGUGAUUUGGAACAGAAUAUAGAGUUGUUGCUAGAAGGUCGUAGUGGAGGUGAUCCAGUCUGGAUAAGAUGGGACCCAGAAGUUGGCAAAGUGGCCGUAGACAGAGGAUCAGAUGACAUAAGACAGGUAGAAUGGUCUCCCAUUGGUUCUAAAUCGUGGCGCCUGUUUUUGGACACAAGUUCCUUGGAAUUAUUCUGUGGGGAAGGAGAGGUGGUGUUCAGUUCCAGAGUAUAUGUUGACGAGCCUUGGAAGGUGACGAACCUGAGUCCUCAGCCUCUCAAAGUUGAAUCUUGGCGAUUGAAAAGAAGCGUACCCGAACCCUAACUUACACACGUUUAAAAGACUUUGUUAUUUUGAAUGAUUGUCAUUCAUUUUAGUUAAUGCUCAGUGUUCAUUUUUUUGCAAAUAUAAUUUUAGUUUUAUUUUAAAUCUGGGCUUCUGUAUCAUGUCGGAAACAGUCGUAAAAUAUGUUCAUAUAUCUGUGUAUAAAUUAUCACUCAAUAAAUUUUAGAUUUUGCAAAAACAAAUAAUUUUGGUAAAGGCUUCUUUCUGAAGACUUACUAUUUUGAAAUCGACGUAAUUUUUUAAGCACAUGAAUGAUAAAGAGCCUCAAAAAUAGAAUUACUUUUAAUAAAAGGUCAGGCGACCAAAAUUUUAAUUUU
Messenger RNA from Plodia interpunctella (Indianmeal moth), 3224 nucleotides. RefSeq lists its product as uncharacterized. The record is from RefSeq and is a predicted model, not a curated record. The transcript is spliced from 2 exons. Bases 16 to 2886 code for a protein of 956 amino acids. NCBI's taxonomy places the organism in Eukaryota, Metazoa, Arthropoda, Insecta, Lepidoptera, Pyralidae. Gene Ontology annotation, molecular function: beta-fructofuranosidase activity. Gene Ontology annotation, biological process: carbohydrate metabolic process. Gene Ontology annotation, cellular component: cytoplasm.